AUGCCGAAGAAGCAACAAACCAACAUCAAGAACUUUUUUGGCGCUGCCUCCGACAAGCCCAAGAAGAAGAAUCCUCAGACAAAGUUGGAUUCCUUCUUUUCAAAGAAAGGGGCUGCUGCUGCCGCUGCUGCGGAUAAAUCUCCAACAAACAAACGCAAAAAGAACGAUGUUUCCAAAACAUUUGGCAAAGAAAACAGCAACAGCGAGGAAGAGACUACCAAAAAGCUCACCAGUAAACGCAACAGCAAUGACAGGAAAAUAAAGAGCAAUGACAAUGACGCCUCGGCAAAAUCCAAGAAAGAAGCCUCCAAGCGUCGUCGACUCGCCAUUGAAGAUGAUUCUGAUGAAGAGCAAGAAUUUGUGGAUAACAGCAGCGUCAAGACAGACAAAGACGACAACUCACCAAUGGAAGAUGCGGAUGACAAGGCCAAAAACAACAAAACCAAUGACGACGCUGAUGAAGAUUCCAAGCCAGCCGCGAUGAAUGAUAAUGACAACAAGAAGAGCGCUGAAAAUACUGACGAAAAGGAUGACGAAGAGGAUGAUGACGGCGACGUCGACAUGCCAGACGCUGAUGGGAAAGACGAUUCCAAGCCAGAUACCGAAAAGCCAAAAGGUGAAGCCGCUGCCGCAACAGCCGAGAAAACAGCGACAAAGUCAGAAUCCGUCAAACCUGCCAGCAAACCAAAGGCGUCCAAAACUGACAACAAAGCAGGAACCGAUAGCUUGGAAUACAGCGAGCUUUGCGAUGUUUUUGACAAGAUUGAAGGCAUCUCGGGUCGGUUGGAGAUCCAAGCGAUCGUCACCGAUCUCGUGCGAAAGCAGAUUGACGAGGGAAAUGCUGACAGCCUCUUUGAACGCCUACGAGAUCUCACCUAUCUUUUGUGCAAUCAGGUGGCACCCGCAUGCGACAACGUCGAGUUGGGGGUAGGGGAUGCCAUCCUCAUCAAGGCUAUCUCGGAUGCAUACGGUACUCAAAAAGCAAUCGUCAAACAGAAAUACGAGGCCGAAGGCGAUCUAGGGUCUGUUGCGCAAUCCUCCAAAAAGAAACAAAAGACUCUGGGAAGUUUCUUCACGAGCAAUACCGUAACCAAGCCACUGACGUGCCAUGAGGUGCUCCAAACGUUGAAGCGCAUUGCUCAGACUAGUGGAAAGGACUCGCAAAAGAUCAAGACAGACAGCAUCAAAAAGAUGCUUGUCAAAGUCACACAGGGGAAAGAAUCACAGGCAAAAUUCAUUAUCCGGGCUCUUCAGGGAAGGCUACGAAUCGGGCUGGCGGAGAGCACCGUCCUGAAAUCUCUGGCCCAUGCUCUCGCACUGAGCGUCCCUCCCAAAGCCAAAGAUGCCAUGAAGGCUAUCAAGGGAGAAUCCAACGAGGACUAUCCUUCGGAAGUAAAAGAAUACCUCCUGAAGAAGUCGGCCAAAGACAAGAAAGGCAUGCUGGCGGCAGCUGAGGACAUCAUCAAAAAGGCAUACUCUGAAGUGCCAUCUUUCGAUAAACUCGUCGAGGCGGCGCUCACAGUACCUCUACAAGAAUUGCACAAGGAAUGCACGUUGACCCCAGGCAUCCCCGUUGUGCCGAUGCUUGCAAAGCCUACAAAGAGUGUGCAGGAAGUUCUCAAGCGCUUGAACGGGCAACGGUUCACGUUGGAGUACAAGUACGACGGAGAACGGGCACAAGUCCACAUACUCCAAGAUGGCAAGUCCAAAGUAUUCUCGCGCAACCUGCUCGAUACUUCGGAAAAGUACCCUGAAGCGACAAAAUACGUGGAAGAAGCAGCUGACGAUUCUGUGAAGAGCUGCGUGCUCGACACGGAGGUUGUGGCCUACGACCAGAAGAAAGACAAGUUGGUUCCCUUUCAAGUUUUGUCCACUCGUAAAAAAACAGAAGAUUCCGCUGACACAGCCACGGUGCAAGUCAUUGUGCAGGCUUUCGACCUGAUGUACCUCAAUGGGGAAUCCCUGUUGAGCAAAACACUGCAGCAACGUCGUGAUUUGAUGUACAAACAUUUCUCUCCCGUGACUGGCAAAUUCUGUUUUGCCGUCUCCUUGGACUAUGAAGAAGACGGUGAUAGUUCGCGCAUAGAGGAGUUCCUUGACCAGGCCAUCAAAGGACAAUGCGAAGGACUCAUGGUGAAGGCCCUUGACGGCGACAACGGCUACGAACCCUCCAAGCGGACCUUCAAUUGGCUCAAAUUGAAGAAGGACUACCUUGAAGGGAUGGGGGAUACGUUUGAUCUGGUCCCGAUUGGAGCUUUUUACGGCAAGGGGAAGCGAACAGGUUUUUAUGGAGCCUAUUUGUUGGCUUGCUAUGACCCAGAGACAGAGGAAUUUCAGAGUGUCUGCAAGAUUGGUACCGGUUUCUCGGAUGAGGAUCUCAAAUCUCUUGCUGAAUCCCUCAACGAACACAAAAUCCCCCAAAAGACCAGCCAGUACAAUGUCUCUGACCAGCUUGAAUGUGACGUUUGGUUUGAUGCUGUCCAAGUCUGGGAAGCCAAAGCUGCAGACCUUUCCAAAAGUUCUGCCCAUCGUGGAGCCAUUGGCAAGAUCGAAGAAGGACGUGGAAUUGGGCUUCGUUUCCCUCGUUUUGAACGGUUGCGAGACGACAAGAAGCCAGAUCAGGCAACGACGGCGGCCCAAGUUUUGGAAAUGUACUAUAAUCAAGACACCGUGAACGGAGGUGACGGGGAAGCAUCGGAUGACGAAGAUGGAAUCUAGAGUCAACAACUUUUUUGUGACAUGCCGAUAGAUAGCGCUACAGUAGACCUAGCCUUCAUAAACAGAUCCGCAAGCAAAACUCAAUCAAACACAACUAGUACUAGUACUUAUAGUCACAAGUCGC
This is a messenger RNA of Seminavis robusta, 2842 nucleotides long. The record is from the annotation of a GenBank genome assembly. NCBI's taxonomy places the organism in Eukaryota, Bacillariophyta, Bacillariophyceae, Naviculales, Naviculaceae.